Molecule: messenger RNA, 2423 nt
Organism: Paramuricea clavata
Lineage: Eukaryota; Metazoa; Cnidaria; Anthozoa; Malacalcyonacea; Plexauridae
Source: the annotation of a GenBank genome assembly
AUGGCCGACUCCGAGGGCGAAAUCGAAGAUGAUGCACGAUUGCUCGAAGGCGAUGAGGCCACACAUGCACAAGAAAGUUCUUCUGGCGAUCGGCACGAGAGUCAAACCAAUAUGGAGGAGAAGUUCGAGGAGCUAUCGGGCAACAUUAAAGAUGGUUUUUCUUCGCUUGGCGAAUUGUUGACAGAUCUGAUGCAACAAAAAUCACGAGGCAAGCGCUCCCGCCAAAAAUCAAGGUCUUCCUCGCCGGCCUCGGCUGACGGCGACCAAACAACCAGCCCUAAACGGGCAAGGCUCGAGGAUGAACAGAACGACGACGUAGCUGUGUUGCUUGGCGAGUCCCAGCCCCAGGGGGAAAACUCGGGCAAUGACAAUGAAAAAGAGUUUGGCGCAAUUUUGGACAGUGUUGUCCAAGAGCUGGACGAAGAACAGUUGGGGCCUGCUGUGUCCGAGAAGCUUGCCGAAGUUAUUAAUAAAACUCUGCGCUCAAAAUUAAGCGAGGAAAAACUUAAAGAAAAGCAAAACGCUUACCCUAGACCACAAAAUUGUGAAUCACUAGAAACUACUCGGGUUAAUCCAGAAAUCUGGGCACAACUACAAUCUUCAACCAGAUCUCGGGACAUACGUCUCCAGAAAGUACAAAGCCUCUUGCUGAAAGGGCUACUGCCAUUAGUUCAGCUCCUUGAAAAUUGUCGACAAUCGGAUGAUAGGUCGACUGAUAAAGGAAAAAUCAUCAAGCUGGCUCUUGACUCAGUAAGCCUAGUCGCUCAGGCAAAUGUAGAGCUCAAUAGCCGGCGACGAGCAUUGAUUAAGCCUGAUUUGAAUGAAAAAUUUCAGCAAAUCUGUGGCGAUCAUGUGCCGAUUACAACAUUGCUUUUUGGGGAUGAUGUGGCCAAGACACUACAGGACAUUGCUUCCACAAAUCGUGUCAGCCAAAAGGUUGCAACACCUACUUGUUGGCCCAGCUAUGCUCACCAAAACAUCUUUAAUUGGCAUUCAAAAAAUGGAGGGGGGAGGUUCAGGCCCCAAAACAACCUCCCACGUCACAAAAGGGGCCAGAGCCACUACAGACCACAGAGUCAGUGAAACUCGAUAAACAGGUUAGUACCAUAUAUUCAUUUAAUGAUGAUACUAUACCACCCUUCACAGCUGGUGGGCUAAAACAUUUUCAGACUGCUUGGUCAAAAAUUUACUUCAGACCAAUGGAUAUUAAAAGCAAUACAGGGAGUGGAAAUUGAGUUUCUAAUGAAACCAUUCCAAUUGCAGUGAGCUAACUGUCAGUAGUUCUGAGGAGUGCAUUGUUGAUAAUGAAAUCACCAAGUUAAUGAAAGCGGUAAUUGAGCCUACUAACCCAGGAUCAGGGGAGUUUAUUUCUACCAUUUUUAUUCGCCCGAAAAAAGAUGGGACCUUUAGAGUAAUUUUGAAUUUGAAAAGGUUAAAUGAAUUUGUUUGAUACCAUCACAUUAAGAUGGACACUAUUUAUACUGCAAUACAUUUGAUGAAACAGGGCUGCUUCAUGGCCUCUAUUGAUUUGCAGGAUGCAUACUAUACUGUACCAGUAUACCCUAAUCACAGGAAGUAUUUAAAAUUCUCUUGGCGAGGACAAUUGUAUCAUUAUACUGACAUUAUACAUGCCUGCCAAAUAGUCUAGCCUCAGCCCCACGUAUUUGUACAAAAAUCUUGAAUCCAGUCUAUGCAUCGGGCACAUCUCCUUCGGGUAUAUUGAUGACUCGUACUCGCAGGAUGACAACUUUGAUGGUUGUAAGACAAAUGUCCAGGACACAACCACAAUGUUUGAUUCAUUGGGGUUUUUUCCCCAUCAGACCAAGUCAGUAACCAUUCCUGUCCAACAACAGGACAUGACGGUCUCUUUAACCUCUAAAAGAGCCACAAAGCUUCAAACUGCUUGCAUAAAUUGGUUAGCAAAGAGGAGACCUUUAAUUCAGGAGGGUGCACAUGUUAUUGGCCUUAUGGUGGCUAGUUUCCCCGCCGUGACCUUUGCACAGCUAUUCUAUGGGGCUUUUGCUAAUUUACAGUGGUGGAUAUCCAAUAUUGAGACAUCCUCCAAACCUGUUCUGGCCAGCCAGCCAGAUAUGGUAUCGCCAAUAUGUCUCUUGACAGCCAGAUCCUAAGGCAGUAGCAGUUGAUGCUUUCAGCAUGAACUGGGCUACUAAAAGCUUUUACGCUUUUCCUCCCUUUAGCCUGUUAACAGAUGUUUGGCAAAAGAUCCAGGAGGAAUCAGCAGAGGGUAUACUGAUAAUACCCCUGUGGCCUACACAACCGUGGUACCCUGUGGCAAUGCAAAUGUUGGUCAACCACCCACAGAUUUUGCCCAAAAUGCAACGUCUUCUUUACUUACAUCAAAUCAUGGCGAAGCGGAACUGUCCAGCAGUACCAAGUUACUUACCAUGCGGCAGCAUCCCCUG